Molecule: messenger RNA, 1339 nt
Organism: Musa acuminata AAA Group (dessert banana)
Lineage: Eukaryota; Viridiplantae; Streptophyta; Magnoliopsida; Zingiberales; Musaceae
Product: homeotic protein knotted-1
Exons: 5
Coding region: 117-1157 (346 amino acids)
Biological process (GO): regulation of transcription by RNA polymerase II
Cellular component (GO): nucleus
Molecular function (GO): RNA polymerase II cis-regulatory region sequence-specific DNA binding; DNA-binding transcription factor activity, RNA polymerase II-specific
Source: RefSeq, a predicted model, not a curated record
UCAUCUUCCACCUUUUCCUCUCCUCCUUGUCUCAUCACGCGAAGCCUCAGUUCUUGUGAUAGUAUAGGUGCAAUAAUUCGAUCUGCGACUGCCAAGUCUCUCUCUCUCUCUCCAGGAUGGAGAAACCCCCCUACUGGACCGAAUCUUUGUUAUACCUACCAUCAUCGACCACCACCACGACCGUAUCAUCAGCUACUCCGCCGCUGAGCGCCGCCUUAUAUGACCGGAAUUAUUACCCCACCACUGCUAACUCACCAUACCUCAAACCUCCACCCCUUAAACUCGAAGCCAGUUCUUCUCUACCGCCAUCUCAAGCAAGAGAAGUGGAGGGAGGAGGAGGAGGAGAGAGAUCUGCAAGCGAUAUAGAAGGCAUCAAGGCCAAGAUCAUGUCCCACCCUCGGUAUUCCAACCUUCUCGGAGCCCAUCUUGAGUGCCGAAAGGUGGGGGCGCCGCCGGAGGUGGUGGCACGGCUCUCGGCCUUAGCCCGGGAGCUGGACUCGCGCUUGAGCUACCGUCAUAAGCAGCCCUCCGACGACCCUGAGCUUGACCAGUUCAUGGAAGCAUACUGUGAGAUGUUGAUAAGAUACCGAGAGGAGCUAACGAGGCCAUUGCAGGAAGCCACGGAGUUCCUGAAGGGCGUGGAGUCAGAGUUCAACGCGCUCACCAACACCUGCUCGUUUCGGCUCUUCUCUUCUGCUGAAGCAUGCGAAGGUGUUGCAUCCUCGGAGGAGGACCAGGAUGCUAGUUGUGGAGAAGUCGGUCUUCAGGAGUUCGAUCCGUGCGCUGAGGAGAAAGAGCUGAGGCUUCAUCUUCUGAAGAAGUAUGGUGGGUAUUUGAGCAGCCUUAGGCAAGAGCUGUCGAAGAAGAAGAAGAAAGGAAAGCUGCCAAAGGAUGCACGGCAGAAGCUACUCAAGUGGUGGGAACUGCACUACAAAUGGCCUUAUCCAUCGGAAAAGGAGAAGGCAGCACUGGCCGAAUUGACAGGCCUCGAUCAGAAGCAAAUCAACAAUUGGUUUAUAAACCAGCGGAAACGACAUUGGAGGCCAUCCGAGGACAUGCAACUCAUGGUGAUGGAUGGUUUUCAUCCACCGAAUGCGGAUGGCUUGUACAUGGAAGGGCAAUUCACGAGCGAUGGCCUUUACCGUGUCGGUCCAUGAUUGAUUGAAGAAAGCUUUUCCAUGCGAGGGGUCGAUGUUUCUCUAUGAUUAAUGUAUGAUUGGAUUAUCAUCAACAUACUCGAUGUUGCUAUUGUAAAUGGUGGUCGUUUCAAAGUGUAUCGAUACCACAUAUUGUUAUCAUGACAUGUUACAUGUUGGCUAUAGGAGCAACUCAGUUUUAA